AAGGCAAAACAGUAUUGAGUACUUCAAUUGUGUCUACAUGCAAGCCCAAGAAAUCGCCAGGAAAUUGGACGUUGAACUGAAAAUCCCAAGAUUAUGUGGGCGUCAAACUCAACGGUCCAAUCAUCCAUCAGCAACAACAGAAGAGUACUUUAGACUCACUGUGUAUGUUCCAGUACUGGAUAAUAUAAUUCAGGAUCUAAAGACAAGAUUCACAUCUGAUGUCCUUAACGUAUUCCACCUCCCCCUACUGCUUCCAGAGGGAAUUGUAAAUACUAGUGUGCAAGAUAUGCAAAAAUCAAUUGAUCCUAUUAUGAAUAGAUUUGGUUCAAUAAUGAAAGAUAAUCGUGACCUGUCUUCCCUGAAGCUUAAUGCAGAAAUGGCUCAUUGGAGAAACAAAUGGCAGAGAAAUAAUAAGGAAGGGUUGCCAUUACCAACAAACGCUUUGAAUGUCUUGAGAGAAUGCGAAAAAGACAUCUACCCAAUGAUCCAUUUUCUAUUGAGAGUUUUGUGUACUUUACCUGUAAGUAACGCAAGCUCAGAAAGAUCUUUCUCAACUCUGCGACUCUUAAAAACUUGGUUGAGGAGUACAAUGUCGGAGAACCGUCUAGUAGGAUUGGCCCUACUUUACAUUCACCCGGAUAUAGUUAUAGAUCCUGAAAAAAUUGUUGAGAGGUUUGCCAAAUCAGGGACCCAUAGAAUAAUUUUAUAAUUUUGCCUAUCCUUGUAAAUAAACAAUUAAUAGAAACUUUGCUACGGUAGUCAAGAAUUCUUUUUAUUAUAUUACUGAUUGCUUUCCUUAUCACAAUUACAUAAAUAAUAACAGUUGUUAUCAUUAGCCUACAGUUUAGUCCUGAUUAUUGAUUUUUUUUCUAUUAUAGGCCUAAUAAUUAUUA
This is a messenger RNA of Nilaparvata lugens (brown planthopper), 893 nucleotides long. Its product is annotated as 52 kDa repressor of the inhibitor of the protein kinase-like. Bases 38 to 709 code for a protein of 223 amino acids. NCBI's taxonomy places the organism in Eukaryota, Metazoa, Arthropoda, Insecta, Hemiptera, Delphacidae. Gene Ontology annotation, molecular function: protein dimerization activity. The transcript has a single exon. The record is from RefSeq and is a predicted model, not a curated record.